AUGACUUCGAAUCCGAAUCCCUAUAGCGUUGAGUCUCUUUUCAGAGUCGACGGCCUCGUUGCUGUCAUCACCGGCGGAGGCUCUGGAUUAGGCAGAAUCACAGCCCACGCCCUCGCCGCCAACGGAGCCAAGGCAGUCUAUGUCCUCGGGCGACGAGAGGAGGCCUUGGCCGCCACAAGAGAUACAUGUCCAAAGCCGGAGGCCAUCAAGCCUGUUGUCUGCGAUGUCACCUCAAAGGACUCGUUGAAAGCAGCCGCUGAUCGAGUUCGCGGAGAAGUGGGAUACUGCGAUAUCGUCUUCGCCAACAGCGGAGUCAUCACGGCUGAUAAUUCGGACAUUAUUAGAAACGCCAGUAAUCUUGAUAUCAAGGCCAUUCAAGAGGGUCUUUGGGAAUACAGCAUGGAGGAAUUUACACAGUCUUUUCACGUAAACGUCACGGCUGUCCUCUACACUGUCCUCGCGUUCUUGGAUCUCCUCGACGAGGGAAACAAGAAAGCGGUGGUUGCCCAAAAAUCACAGGUCAUCGUCACAACUUCUGUUGCAACCUAUGCGCGUCUCCCCAAAGCCGGAUUUGCCUACGGCAGCAGCAAAGCGGCAGCAGGACAGCUUGCCAAGCAGCUCGCAACACUGCUGGCGCCACACAAGAUCAGAGUCAACUCCAUCGCGCCAGGGCUGUAUCCGAGCGAAAUGACGGAACGAGAUAUCAAAGCUUCGGAGAAGGAGGUUCGAGAGGAGGGCAGCUUGCCGGGGUCGUUUGUUCCAUUGGCGAGGAUGGGCACGGAAGAGGAAUUUGGGGGAGCGAUGCUGUUUUUGACAAGCAAAGCCGGAGGAUACGUGGAUGGAAGCGUGCUGCUGGCAGACGGAGGGCGGUUGAGUAUCACGACUUCUACAUACUGA
Molecule: messenger RNA, 897 nt
Organism: Trichoderma virens Gv29-8
Lineage: Eukaryota; Fungi; Ascomycota; Sordariomycetes; Hypocreales; Hypocreaceae
Exons: 1
Coding region: 1-897 (298 amino acids)
Molecular function (GO): oxidoreductase activity
Source: RefSeq, a predicted model, not a curated record